Messenger RNA from Lichtheimia ornata, 204 nucleotides. RefSeq lists its product as uncharacterized. Lineage: Eukaryota; Fungi; Mucoromycota; Mucoromycetes; Mucorales; Lichtheimiaceae. Bases 1 to 204 code for a protein of 67 amino acids. The record is from RefSeq and is a predicted model, not a curated record. The transcript has 2 exons.
AUGGUCAACAAUUUACAGUAUCGAUCUUUGGUUGAUCUUGUAUAUGCUUCUCCCUCAUCUUCUUCCAAGGAAAAGCUUGCCAACAGGGACGACAAUGGAGUUGAAGCAGUUGAAGGAACCGAUGGAACGACGCAAAAGCUGAUCGAGUAUUUGAAUUCUUCGGGGAUGCAUAUCUUUCUUGACAACCAACUGAUGAAAUCAUAA